GCUCUCGUAUGAAGCCACACCUUUCACUGGUCCUUCCCUACCCAUGUCAAAUAUGUAAGAGGGGAAGAGCAGUAAACGGUAUAUUAUUCUCAUCAGAACUCUCACAUCCUACGCACCUGAAAUACCAAGCGUAAACCAUGUCUUUCACUGGAAAACCAUACAGUAAGGUCCAAACAGGUACGACUUCAAGUACUGCUAAAGCAGUAGAGGACAGCAAAAAGAAAGCAUCCCUGCUGAAGGACAAUAGCUGGAUCAGGGCAAAUGUGAACGAGGACAAACAAGUCGAAAACGACCCGAACUUUGGCAAAACUGUUCUGAGCCGUUACAAGUCCAACGAAAACCUUGUCAGCCCUCAAGAUAAAACUAGCAAAACCGAGAGCAAAACCACCACCGUCACCACUUCACCAGGUACCUCUGUCCAAGCUCUCUCUAAAAGGUUUGGUGGCAGCCAGGACAAGCUGAAUGAAACCAGAACCACAGGAACUAAAACAACUGUGAGAACACAGCCAAGGACAAGCACUUCUACAACAAUAAUCAAUGGUUCAAAGAUUACCGAGACAACCGUCUCCACUACAAAGCAGGAUGUGGUGAAAUCAUUUACCAAGUCUGAAACAAUCACUGAUAAGGGCCUGGCAGCUUUAAAGACCAAGACUUCUGGUGACUACAAGACUGAGGUCAUUACUGUGAAGUCAUCAAAGGACACUGUUGAUGGACCCCCUUCACCUCUCAAGACCACCACUAGCAUCAAAACCUACACCAAGGAGGAUGUUUCACCAACUAAAACAACAUCAUCUUCUGUCCGAUCCACAAAGAGCACUGAGGAUCAACUGUUUGACACUCUCAUACCAACGCCGAUCAAGUCAUCCUACACAAAACCUGAUAGCAGUGACUACAAGACUGAGGUGGUUACGGUGAAGUCAUCAAAGGACAUCACUGAUGUACCAACUUCACCUCUCAAGACCACCUCAAGCAUUAAAACCUACACCAAGGAGGAUGUUUCACCAGCUAAAACAACAUCCUUCUCCACAAAGAGUGACUACAAGACUGAGGUGGUUACUGUGAAGUCAUCAAAGGACAUCAUUGAUGUACCAACUUCACCUCUCAAGACCACCUCAAGCAUUAAAACCUACACCAAGGAGGAUGUUUCACCAGCUAAAACAACAUCCUUCUCCACAAAGAGUGACUACAAGACUGAGGUGGUUACUGUGAAGUCAUCAAAGGACAUCAUUGAUGUACCCCCUUCACCUCUCAAGACCACCACAAGCAUCAAAACCUACACUGAGGAUGUUUCACCAACUAAAACAACAUCAUAUUCUCUCCGAUCCACAAAGAGCACUGAGGAUCAACUGUUUGACACUCUCAUACCAACAUCAAUCAAGUCAUCCUACACAAAACAUGAUGGCAGUCACGAGGAUGUAUCGGUCUCCAAAACCACCAGAACUGUGUAUUCAACAAAUGACAGAAAUGAGUGGAGUACUGUCACAAGUCCUUCUUACACCAGAUCAUCAUUCACAGAGAGCAGGCCCGUUGAUUACAUAUCUGACUCCAUCACAUCCAAAACCUCUACAACUGUGUACACAUCACCGGAAAGGACAGUGAGCUCAAAGGACAUUUGCACAUACUGCCAAAAAAACAUGUUCACAGAUGAAAAGAUGAUUCUGGAUGACAUGAAUAUAAACUGUCAUGCACGUUGUUUCAAGUGCGGGGUGUGUAACUCGUCUCUGGGACACCUGAAGGCCGGGGACAGCUUAUGGGUCUACCGUCGUGCAGUUUACUGUGAGAGUUGCUUUGGUGUCACUAGGGGCAAAUGGAUCAGCUGAGACUACAUUUACCAUUCAUUAAGUGAUUUUAAGAAAGAGAUGGCAAAUGAACUAGCCUUUAACAAAACUUUCCCAUAGCUCUGAUUUGGACUCGGGUAUUUGAAGUGCAUUUUUGGUGGUGGACUUCUGUCUGAUUAUAGACUUUGGGGCAUUUAUUAAUUGCAUUGAUUGCCAUACUUCCCUGAUGAUGUGACAAGCAUCUCAUCUAAUUACUAAAAUAAGAUUAAUAUUUUAAAAUAAGAAUAAUCAUAUGCUCGAAUGUGAUGAUACAUGUUUUACUUUGUGUUUUGAGUUGCUUUAUUGUACUUUUUUGUCACUAUUGUUAAUUAAAGAAUUAUAAGCUA
Molecule: messenger RNA, 2164 nt
Organism: Rhinichthys klamathensis goyatoka
Lineage: Eukaryota; Metazoa; Chordata; Actinopteri; Cypriniformes; Leuciscidae
Gene: scel
Product: sciellin
Exons: 29
Coding region: 138-1820 (560 amino acids)
Biological process (GO): epidermis development
Cellular component (GO): cytoplasm
Source: RefSeq, a predicted model, not a curated record